AUGGCUUCGACAAGUCGAGCUAUCGGCACGACGCAACUGCCUGGAUAUGAAACGCUUGCUUCACACCUCGAACUUCUCUUGACUUCCCACUCACCGUCGUUCAUCUACCUCUACGAUCCAGAGACUCCAAGGAUUGCAGCCUCCGCUGUGCGCUCCGUGCUGCAAACAGUCUCCGAGCAGGAGCCUCUUGUGCAUCUGCGAUACGCCUGUAGCAAUGCCGUAGCAUGCUUCACACCUCGUCUCUUCUAUGACUCUGUCAUCAAUGCGCUCGCUCGCUGGACCCCUACUUGGGAAGACGGAUGCCAGAACUGGCCGGGCACGAGCGCGGACGGACAGCGGUGGAACGAGAGCUUGGACACGUUUGUGCACGGAUUGCGUGACGUCUAUGCGCAGGUGCAGGCAAGCGUGCAUGGAUCUUCUUCCCAGGACAGGGGUCAGGUGAAAGGAAAAGCGAAGGCGAGAGUCAUGCAGCCGGAGGGAGAUGAAGCCUAUAGGCUGGUCCUGGUGAUCGAGCGGGCGGAACGUCUCAGGGAAACUAUGCCAGAUCUCGUCGUCCCCCUGACUCGUCUGGCUGAAUUGGCGCAACUAGACAUUGUCACGAUAUUUAUUUCCGACGUCCGCUGGGAAGAUAUACGUCCAUCACUGGGAGCGUCGCCGGAGCCGUUCUACAUGGACGCACCACUGAUUUCAAAACAAGCUACCCUGGAGAUGUUGGAGUCUCUUUACCCAACUCAAAACUAUGUGCCUGGAAACAUUCAUCAAGACACCUAUGAUCCUGCUCUCCGGCCGCUCUACUCUCAUUUCCUAGAGACGCUAUACAGUAUCUGCUCGCCAUUCACCCACGACCCCUACGAGCUGGCCUACAUCGCUGCAGCACGGUGGCCCGGCUUUGUCAAGCCGCUCCUCAUGCUGCAAGGUAGAACAUCACCACGGGCACAUUGCAACGCUGACGGGCGGAAGAACAGUAGACAAGCUGGUGACCUGAGUGACGGCGAGGAAGAACUCUCCGAGAUCGUCCCGCCCACAGAAGACACGCGCAUUCGCCUCACACGCAUCUUCACGCCCACGUUCACCGCGGCGCUCGAGGCGCUCUACCCUCGCCUCACCAACGCGGAGCACUGGGCACGCGCCAACAUGCCAGACGAGGCCAUGCUCGCUGCGCUUGCAGCAGGGCUACGGCCCGGAAUUGGAGGGCAUGUAGACGGGGCUUUGGGUUCCGGUGUGGACGCAUUGCCCCGACUUGCGAAGUUCGUGCUCGUUGCGGCGUUCCUCGCAAGCACCAAUCCACCAAAGACGGACAUGCGGAUGUUUGGCAGAGGUCGCGACGAGCGUGCCAAGCGGCGGCGGAGAAGGGGCGGGGGCCCAAGGAGACCGAAGGCGGGUAGCACGGGCGCGGGAGUCAAAAUACCACAGCACCUCCUGGGCCCCACGGCUUUCCCCCUCGAUCGACUGCUCGCUAUCUUGGGAGUACUCCUUGAAGAAAACGACGCGGAGGCGCGACCACUGGCGCCACAAUUCACUCUGCCGGGCGAAUACACCGAUAUGGAGAUCUCACGCCUGGCCGUGUACGGCCAAAUUAUGGAGCUCGCGUCAAUGCGGCUGUUGCUUCGCGCCUCUCCUGAUAAACUGGAAUCCACACCGACUUACAAAUGUGGCAUCUCUUAUGAGACAGCACUCGCGCUCGCGAAAGAUGUGGGGAUUAUGCUGAAUGACUUACUAUGGGAGGUCGUGUAA
Messenger RNA from Postia placenta MAD-698-R-SB12, 1734 nucleotides. RefSeq lists its product as hypothetical. The transcript has 5 exons. Gene Ontology annotation, biological process: DNA replication initiation; DNA replication. Gene Ontology annotation, cellular component: nuclear origin of replication recognition complex; nucleus. Lineage: Eukaryota; Fungi; Basidiomycota; Agaricomycetes; Polyporales; Adustoporiaceae. Gene Ontology annotation, molecular function: DNA replication origin binding. The coding region runs from base 1 to 1734 and encodes 577 amino acids. The record is from RefSeq and is a predicted model, not a curated record.